AUGGCGCCCGAGGAGACCGAGGCGCUCAAAAAGGCGAUGAAAAAUCGCCGCGAUGCGAUCUUUGCCGCCGUCGCAGAGGCCCACCCACAGAUGGCGGACCCCGCGGCCGCCGAGGCGGCAGUCAAAAAUUGCCAGCACGAGGUCUACACGGUGCUGUACGGUGGAGGUCGCUUCAAGGGCGACCUCAGUGCUAACUACGGACACUACCUUCCCAGCCGUGCCUUCCCGCAGCCCUUCGCGGCCGUGCCGGACAGAUUCGUCGCCCCCUACAGCCGAGACCAAGCGGGUCUCGCUCGAGCCCCUGCCCCCACGGCGCCCGUGGGUAGCGAGCUCGCGAAGUCAAUAUGGGCAACAACCAAGGCUGCCGAGACGGCCCAGGCCCGGCUUGAAACCACGGCCCCAGGCCCCGAGCCCGCCCUCGACCCGCUGGCGGCCAGCCUCGCCAAACUCGACGUUAGGUCUGCCCCCGAGGCAACCCUCCCCGCUGCCUACAAACCUAACCAGUUCCUAGGAUGCGCCACGGGCUCUCGUGUGGUUGGCCGGCAGGGAGUGGGGUUGGACCCAUCUUCUGCGCCAAGAGCAGCCAAUCAGGAGGCGCUCAGUAGCUCAGUUCCCCUUCCCUUGACUGAGCACCCUGAGCAGGGCGCUCAGUAGGUAAUUAAUAAGUGAGCGAACAUGGCCACGUGCAUAUGCACAUACCAAGCACCCACAAAUGUGAUAUCCAAAAUAGGGCCAAUCCCUCGCCCGCUGUGUAGCCCAUGUGGGGCGGAACCG
This is a messenger RNA of Lasiosphaeria miniovina, 774 nucleotides long. RefSeq lists its product as uncharacterized. Lineage: Eukaryota; Fungi; Ascomycota; Sordariomycetes; Sordariales; Lasiosphaeriaceae. The transcript has 4 exons. The coding region runs from base 1 to 654 and encodes 217 amino acids. The record is from RefSeq and is a predicted model, not a curated record.